Lolium perenne is the source of this 585-nucleotide messenger RNA. RefSeq lists its product as uncharacterized. The record is from RefSeq and is a predicted model, not a curated record. NCBI's taxonomy places the organism in Eukaryota, Viridiplantae, Streptophyta, Magnoliopsida, Poales, Poaceae.
AUGCUCACCGCCUGGAGCCACCUCUCAGCGAAGCGGCGGAGCGCCCGGCCCACCCGGCCCACCCCGUGUGUCCGCCCAUGGUCGAUCAUACAAGAGCCCAAGAUCCGACGAAGCCAUGGCGUCCUCGCACAACGAGAGGACCAGGUCCUCAUCGCCGUCGCGCUGCUACUCGUCCUCUCCUCCCCGCGGGCCGCCAGUGGCGCGCCCAACACGACGCCGCUGUCCGUGCGGUGCAACGGCGCGGUGUACGGCGCCGGGGACCCCUUCGCGGAGAGUCUCGCCUACGUGCUCGCCGACCUGCUGGCCGCCACACCGUCGUCCCGCGCCCGCGACGCCUACAGCAUCUCCCCGUACCCGAACGCGUUCGCCUACGGCCACGCCGCGUGCGGCGGCGCCGGUCCGACAGCCGCGGACUGCGCGACCUGCCUCGGCUCCGCCGGUCUCGGCGAAGCGGCGGAGCGCGUCGUGGCGUCGGCCCGCCCGCGUCGGCGCGCCCACGAGCGUGGUCCACGAGACCACGUUCUUGCUUGGCAUUUCGUCGAACACACCCCGAGCGCCAGCGCGAGGCGGCCGGCCUUGGCGUAG